CUUCGGAAAAGGUUGUCUUAGAGGAAUACAUGCAGGAAGUCUUGCAUUUUCGAAGCUGGUCUAGCUUGAAGUGGUGGGCAGAAGUGUUUACCAAGAUACCCUCCAACGGAGAUGUAACGGUUCAGAUCCAACAGAGCAGCGAGUUCGCCAGGAUAGCUUACAGAGAUAUGAUAGACAUGCCUUGGUUAGAACUCACAAAAUCACAAACAACCUACUCGGGUAGCUUCCAAUGUUCCCUAUCCUCACUGCACUCUGAACUCAUAAUGAGGACCAUGUUGUCAUGGGCCCUGAUGGACAUGAAUACGUUGAUUGCACUGGAACCUGUUUUGAUGCGCAUUGUAUCUUCUGCCUCAAGCGGUGUCAUGGGGUCAUACUAUCGAGACGUCAGAUCCUUGCUUAGCGAGAAGUACGAUGCGAUAUAAGUUACAUGUACUAUGAAGCGCAAUUCAUGAUGGAUAGAUGGAAAUCGUAUUCUGCUUCUGUCGACAAAGAGCAGAAGGAAGCUUGU
Molecule: messenger RNA, 508 nt
Organism: Alternaria alternata
Lineage: Eukaryota; Fungi; Ascomycota; Dothideomycetes; Pleosporales; Pleosporaceae
Exons: 2
Coding region: 30-422 (130 amino acids)
Source: RefSeq, a predicted model, not a curated record